Messenger RNA from Gadus chalcogrammus (walleye pollock), 2779 nucleotides. RefSeq names its product lysophosphatidic acid receptor 6. The transcript is spliced from 2 exons. The record is from RefSeq and is a predicted model, not a curated record. NCBI's taxonomy places the organism in Eukaryota, Metazoa, Chordata, Actinopteri, Gadiformes, Gadidae. Bases 170 to 1129 code for a protein of 319 amino acids. Gene Ontology annotation, biological process: G protein-coupled receptor signaling pathway. Gene Ontology annotation, molecular function: oxysterol binding; G protein-coupled receptor activity. Gene Ontology annotation, cellular component: membrane.
UCUACACUACACCCCUAUAUGCAGUCACCCGCUGAACAUUGCUGAACAUUGCAAUCCGGACUACAACACUAGUUUACAUACAUAGAGACCAAGGGAUCAUUACGAUACUGAACUGGACUGGGAGUCAGAGUUCCUCAGAGAUUGGGCAACCAACCGGCCGAGCGACAACAUGACCUCCUCCAACUGCACCGAGCCGUCGUCUGGUUACCAGUACCACCUCUACCCCGUGGUCUACAGCGUGGCCUUGGUUCUAGGGCUGCCCGGCAACCUGGUGGCCCUCUUCGUCUACAUCUUCAAGGUCAUCCCGCGCACCUCCUCCAGCGUGUACAUCAUCAACCUGGCCCUGGCCGACACCGCCAUCCUCCUCACGCUGCCCUUCCGCAUCCACUACCACCUGAACCGCAACCACUGGGUCUUCGGGGACAUGGCGUGCCGGGUGACCGGCACCCUGUGGUACGCCAACGUCUCCAUCAGCAUCUGCUUCAUGACCUGCAUCUGCGUGGACCGCUACGUGGCCGUGGUGCACCCCCACCGCUACCUGAGGUUCAAGAACCCCCGCUACGCCGUGGCGGUCAGCGUGCUCCUCUGGGCGGUCGUCGGCGUGGCCAUGCUCAGCUUCAACCUCCUGGGGCCGCUGGAGAGCGACCCGGUCAGCUGCUUCGAGAACUUUGCCAAGGAGGAGUGGAGCGGCCGCCUGAUGCACUACAGCGCGCUCAGCCUGGUGUUCUGCUCCCUGCUGCCCUCCGUCAUCAUCCUGGUGUGCUACCCGCUGGCCAUGCGGCGCAUCUCCCUCAUCCCGGGCAAGACGUCCCACAAGGCCCGCAGGAUCAUCCUCACGGUGCUGGCCAUCACGCUGCUCUGCUUCCUGCCCUACCACGUGGUGCACCUGCUGCACCUGCUGCGCAGGAUGGGGGUGAUCCGCGGCUGCGCCACCAGCGCCGCCAUACACUACGCCCGGCGAGUGACCCUGGCCCUGGUCAGCCUCAACACGUGCCUGGACCCCUUGCUCUACCACGUCACCAGCACACACUGCAGCUGGAGCCCCCUCAGGGGACUGGGGAAGUGGUAUAGGGCACGCAGGUACAUUGGCGUCUACACUCUCCCAUGCAUCAGCCCUCCGGUGAGUUGAGGCGGGGGACAGUAGCGUGUGUAAAACAAGCCAAAAAAGCCACAAAAUAGUGCAGUUUUUUCCCCCAAAAAACAUUUAUUCAAACAGUGGUCUGUACAAUAGAAAAAAAAAAUUGAUCAAUACAGUUGGACAGAAAAUGUGUGUAUCUGAUGUUAAUACAUGAAAUGUAAUAUAAAAAGAUGGUUAGUUUGCUGUCUUAGCACAGUACCGAAGGAAGACCCUUCUUAAGCAGGGUGGAAAGGAAGCUUCCAAGGUCUUCAUCCUGUUAAGAAGUCACAGAAUUGUCUGAAAUUAGUUCAGUGAGAAUGUUUAGUUGAAGUAGAGUGUACUUUUAAAAAAAAAAUUAAAAUCUCAAUUGUAUCGCAGUGAAGGAAGUUUUCGGUAAAUGACAGCUUUUAAUGGAUGGUGUCGUUCAUACAUUGUGUUGCUAUGGAACGUAAUAAAGAAGAAGCACUUGUAUAGUUUUAUUCUCCGUCAUAAAUUGGUUGCUAUGUAAAGAGCAUCAGUGCUACGCUUUAAAAAAUACACCGCCUCCCACAAUAGACAGUUGCUGUUCACCCGAUUUACUUCAUCUUUCGUGACAGUCGCCCAUGUUAGAAAAUUAGGUUCCAAGUCCCAAUGACGCAAUAUACAUAAACAACCCUGAAACUUUAUGCAAAUCUAAAAAUGCUUGAGUGCUAAAAUCGGUCAUUUGGAAAUAUUAUAAUGACUCACUGCAUGCAGACAGCGUCUACUAAAACAGACACAGAGUGGAACUUUCCUUUGAACCACAACUUCCUCUACCUCGCACGGCUCCGAAGGUGACUACAACAGAACACGAUCGCCUGUUUACAUUAGUUACUGCUGUCACAUUACUAGCCACUCAGCUCUCUGCUCACCUGGUAGCUCCAGGACAGAAGCAGAACCUUGGUGUUUGGGUCAUCGGUGGAGGAAGACACUUUCACCACGAUGGACUCCACCAUGACAGACAUGCUGUCGGGGAGGUGUUGGGUCGUGUAACCUUUAAGUACACUGGAGGCAAGAGAAAAAAAGACAUGUGGGUGUACAGCAGAUGGGUACAUAACCACAAUGUGGCACGUUUACCACAGGAAAUGACAUGGAACCAAAUAACAAGUGUAUUGAUGUUGCUUAAACCCUCCCCCCUACUGGGGGUGGGUUUAAUCAAUACACAUGUCAUUUGAUUACACCAACACUAGUUCUGAAACAAAGCUCUGAAAUACCAUGGUUCUGAAAUACCCACCCUAGAAUGAGACAGCCAAACUAGUUCUGAAACAAAAUUCUGCGCAUACUAGAUCUGAGACACCCACACAACUUCUAAAACCAAGUUCUGAAGACCCACACUAGAUCUGAGACACCCACACUAGUUCUGAAACAAAGUUCUGAAGACCCACACUAGAUCUGAGACACCCACACUAGUUCUGAAACAAAGUUCUGAAGACCCACACUAGAUCUGAGACACCCACACUAGUUCUGAAACAAAGUUCUGAAGACCCACACUAGAUCUGAGACGCCCACACUAGCUCUGAAACAAAGUUCUGAUAGACCCACACCAUUUCUGUAACGUCGGCUGUGCCAGCCAACAAUGAAGAAGAUGAAGAAAUUAAGAAUACAAUGAAGAAGAUACAAAGUAGAAUAUAAGAGGCGGGAAGA